Cynara cardunculus var. scolymus (artichoke) is the source of this 3154-nucleotide messenger RNA. RefSeq lists its product as uncharacterized. The coding region runs from base 446 to 1981 and encodes 511 amino acids. Lineage: Eukaryota; Viridiplantae; Streptophyta; Magnoliopsida; Asterales; Asteraceae. The record is from RefSeq and is a predicted model, not a curated record. The transcript has a single exon.
CGCUACCUCUUCGAUUCGCAAGACGAUACCUAAACAUCACAAAACAAAAUUCUUGAUAUUCAUAAAAUCAAAUCGACGAUUGUGUGUCUGAUAAUUGUUCAAUUAAUUCUGUUCGUGUUAGAUCACACAGAUAAUCGUGGAUAUCGAGAAUCAAUCUUGUUUUCUGCUAGGUUUAGGGUUUCUUGAAUUUUUUUCGCCCUGAUGGUUGAUGUUUAUUGUGUUUAAUCGGUAAUCUCACAACACUUAACUCUUGAAUCACGAUUAUCGUUUAUUAACUUGUGUUGUUUCAGGAUCUCGAAAUCGAAACUCUUAGGGUUUUGAAUCUUUGUUUUUGUAUUUAUUUGGAUCUUGUAUAAAUCAUCGUUUGAAUUUGAAAAAGGGGCUUUUAAUUUUCCGAUCAAGACUUGUUCGGAGGUUUAUAGAUUAAUCUCAGUCGGCAGUCGCGAUGAACGAUCAGACGCAGAUGAUGAAGCAAUCUAAGAUGAACCAGUCGCAGAUGAUGAGUAUGGGGCAGCCGUUGCCGCCUGUAAUGAGUCAGCCACAACAGGUAAUGAAUAACCAGAACUCUCAAAUGUAUGUGAACCAGUUGAUGAAUCCUUCCCAAAUGAUGGUGAAUCAAUCGCAGCCCCAGGGGAUGUUGAACCACCGAGGUGGUGGUGGUGGUUACGGAAUGUGGCCUCCGCCACAGUUGGAUCAGCUCAAGUUCCAAAACCCUAAUAUGAAGCCUUCCGGACUUGGCUCGUCUUCGUUGAAGUCUAUGGGACCACGAAUCAACAAAAAUUGGAAGGGGAAAAAGGGAAAUGAUAAGUGGAAUAACAAUAAUAGGAAGGAGUUGCCGGUCAUGGGUGGAGCUAGUAGUAUUAGCAACAACAGCGGUGGUGGUGGAUAUAAUCCUCCUACACUGAAGGAAUUGCAGCAACAGAAUCGUUUGAAGGCUAGGAGAUACUUCCCAAAGAAGAAAUUCAAUCAUGGUGGUAGAUCGGCCCCUUUUGCCCCUAGAAACACCACUUCCUUUCUAAUUCGUGCCAAGAAAUCUGGUGGCAUUACGUCCCUGGUGUCACCGUGCCCAGUGACACCUGCCGUGUUACCCACGCCGAUCUUUUCUCCAUCCAGGGAGGUUUUAGUGGACAUGGCGAAAGAAGAGUGGGGUGUUGAUGGGUAUGGGUCGAUGAAAGGAUUAAUUAGGCUGAGGUCGGGAAACGAAGCAGAUGCACCUGAGGACGAGGAGGAAGAAGAAGGUGGGUCGAGUGAGAGUGAUGUGGAGGAACAUGUGGAGGUAGAGAGGAGAUUGGAUCAUGAUUUGAGCCGAUUUGAGAUGAUUUAUCCGAAUUACAGUGGCGCUGACCAUAGCAGUUACCUUUUGGAGAACAGAGUUGAUGAUCAAGACACCCAUAUAGCCCAACUGGAAGAAGAAAACUUGAUAUUGAAGGAGAGGUUGUUCUUGAUGGAAAGGGAGUUUGAUGAUUUGAGGAUGAGGUUACAGUGUCUAGAGAGGCAGAGCCGCGGAUUAGAAAGACUUAAUGAAGAGGUUGUGGAGAACGAUUCUGAAAACGAAAGUGAGAGCAGAGGUUAUGGUCGGUCAAUGGAAGACAAUAAUGAGGUAACGGAAGAAAACAAUGAACGAAGUCAACAUUCCGAGGAUAAUAAUGGGGAUACUGAAUUUAAGCAAUCUGAUAUCAUCGAGAAGGGUGUGCAGGAGAUGAGGGUUGGUAACGUUACAGAUGGCGAAGCAAAGGGUUAUGUCAAUCCAUUGAACAAGGAUGAGGAACAAAAAGAUUUAGACAUUUGUAUGGAAGAACAAAUUCAGAAAAUUGAAGUCAUUGAAUUGAAAAAGGAAGAUGAUGAGGUAGCAGAAAGGCAUAAGAACAUUGAAAAAUUGGGUAUGCUUGAAGAAAAUGCUGUGGAGUCUGGUAAUGAAGUCUCAGAACCUGCAAAGGAAGAAGAAAAUGCAGCAAAUGGAUUGAAAGAAGAAAUGGCAUGAAGUAAGAAUCCAUAGAAGUCUUUUAAGUUCUUUUGUUAAUAUAGUCUCUUUUGCUGUCUAGUUUCUUGAUGAAUGAAGUUAUAUGCAAAAUGUGCAAAUCACUUUUACAUGUGUCUCAAGUUAACUUUGGAGGUUUUUCAAGUCUGCCCAAUUCAAUUGCUUAUUUUUCUUUAUUUUAGGUUUGGAAAAGUGGGGUGUGGGAGAGGGUUUUAGGUAAAGUUGUGGGGUAUUAGUUGGGGGGAUCUAUAUUGCAAUUGAUGUUUUUGGACCAACUAUGGAGAUCCUUGAUGUACACAUUUGGCCUAAUGCUUUCUCUAAAUAAUAUUUCUAAUGAUUUCAAUUUCCCUUUCUUAAUUGAAAACUGCUAGUGCAUGUCAAUUUGAUCAGAUUACAACCUACCAUCCAACAUUCAUCAAUCUUGAUCAUUUUGUUAUGUGGUCUGGAUAGCGAAGCUCCGAGAAGUGGUGAUUAUUGUUAUAAGCUUAUUGGGAUGCAAAUGUUUUAAACAAAUAACGUCUAACAAACGAUGCAAAUAUCCUUUCUCGACUAUUCAGAUAGAUAUGGGAUUUGAAUAGUUAGAUGCUUUUAGUAACAUGGUUGUAUUUAGUAGUUACAUAGAUGCAAUCAAGUUUCUGUCACAAGUCAAAUGGAACUUCUUGGUUUCAUGUAUUCCAUAUUUUGCAUAGGAGAAAAAAGCAUCCAUUUUGUAGUUCUGUACUCUUAUUAUCCUUCAGGUUGGCCUAUGGAUGACACUUUGCACAAUAUCUGCGCAUAUCUUAUGUUAUGUAGCAUCCAUUUUUGCGAAUGGUAGGUCUAAGUAUGUUUUGUAGGCUUAUGUGAUUCCGGCCCUCCUUAUCUUCUCAAAUUUAGCAACGUAACAAUCGCAAAAUAUGCAAUGUCAUUAGGGACGAACUGAAGAUGUAAUAUGUCAACAUACCAUAAAAAGGGAGCCAGAUAGAGCACAGAGCGAAGGGUACGUCUCAUCUAGCCAACAAAGAUGGUAGGCUUUUCGUUCUCUCCGGAAGUCUACUCUCUACGUUGCCUAGGUCAAACCCAUUUAUUCUAUUCGAUGUUCUCUCUCGUGGCAAUACUAUUCUCUCGUAGGUUAUUCAACUAUGUUAUCUCAACUUCGAAGGAAAAGACAUGCCAUGCAAGUCAUUGAAAAGUUGCGCA